AUGUCAUGGGAAUCUGGAAAAUAUCUGACGAAAUUUUUAUGUGCAUCUUCAAAUGACGAGACUUCAGCAAAACAAGAAACAAAUGAAGUUUUAUCCGUGAAGAAACUUGAUUUAUUGGAAUCGACUGGUUGGUGUCAUAAUCAGAGGAAGUCAUAUGGGCUUCGUUCUCCAUUUAAACGUAAAUGUAAACAUUGA
Messenger RNA from Clunio marinus, 195 nucleotides. Lineage: Eukaryota; Metazoa; Arthropoda; Insecta; Diptera; Chironomidae. The record is from the annotation of a GenBank genome assembly.